AUGGAUACCAGCACGAAGGUGAAGAAGGGCGCCGGCGGGAGGAAGGGCGGCGGUCCGAAGAAGAAGCCGGUUUCCCGAUCCGUGAAAGCCGGUCUGCAGUUCCCUGUUGGUAGGAUCGGCCGGUACCUGAAGAAGGGCCGCUACGCUCAGAGGGUGGGCACCGGCGCCCCGGUUUACAUGGCCGCCGUGCUGGAGUACCUUGCUGCUGAGGUUUUGGAGUUGGCUGGUAAUGCUGCAAGAGACAACAAGAAGUCCAGGAUCAUACCAAGGCAUGUUCUUCUUGCUGUGAGGAAUGAUGAGGAGCUUGGGAAGCUUCUUGCUGGUGUGACCAUUGCCCAUGGUGGCGUUAUACCGAACAUAAACCCGGUUCUUUUGCCCAAGAAGUCUGAGAAGGCACCUAAAUCUCCAUCCAAGGCCACCAAGUCCCCCAAGAAGGCUUGA
Striga hermonthica is the source of this 441-nucleotide messenger RNA. Lineage: Eukaryota; Viridiplantae; Streptophyta; Magnoliopsida; Lamiales; Orobanchaceae. The record is from the annotation of a GenBank genome assembly.